AUGCUGCUCAUUGAUGGUGAAACUGUCCCAGACCCUAAUGACAAUUGUCAGAUAUGCAAGUGUGACGUUGGCUCAGUGAAGUGUCACAGCGUUUCAUGUCCGGCUGUGUCAUGUACCAAUCCCAUACAAGAUGGCUGCUGCCCAUCAUGCGCUGGCUGUGAUUACAGAGGCAAUCGCUACAAAAAUUAUACAGUAAUUGAUGAUGCUGACAGGUUUGUGGAGAUGAUUGUACUUACAGCUAAAAAUCUAUUUAUUAUUUCUAAUUUUAUAGAAAAUAUUAGACAUUUUUUAAUUACUUUAUCAUUCUUGCUGUUUUUAUUAAGAAAAUCUGGGCUCAAAUAGAAAAUUUACUUAAUUACGUAUUUAAAUAAGUUAAAAUUACAUAAACAAUAACCAUAAACAUGAUUUUAUAAUUGUUGUGAUCAAAUCUGGUUUCUUGCUUAACUGAAGAAUACAGAUAUAUUUUUAAAAUAUCAUAGUCUUAUGUUAAGUACAUUCUAUUAUAUAACUGGGUUGAACACAAGGGCACAUAAAUUGUAAUAUCAAAAUGGUUUUUUUUGUAAAACAUUACAUUUUUUCAUGACAUUAUUUUUCUUAAAUAAGUAAAUAUCAACAUUGUUUUGUUAUGAAAUAGGGUUUUAAAGAAUGGGUUUAGCUUGAUGUUUUUUUCAUCAAGAGAAUUAUUAAAAAGAUGAAACUUUUGAAAAUCCACAAAGGGUGUUCUGAAAUAGUCCCUGUCGGCUAUUUCUUGGGUGUAUUGAUACUGUGGUCUCCCCCAUAAUAAUACAUAUAUAAUACACCCAUACAUAUAAGCAUUCCCCUUCCCCCAAUUUUAUUGUGAGCAUAUUUAAAACAUACUUAUCUUAAGUUCAGCAGAAAUUUUUUAAGUAUUUAUAUCAUCUAUGCAGAUGUCGGACAUGUGUUUGUCAGUCUGGAAAUGUUAAGUGUGUGGCCAAUCCAUGCCCACCGGUUACUUGUGAACACCCCCACUUUGGUCAGUGCUGCGAUGAAUGUACCAACUGUCUGUACAAGGGUGUCCUGUACAGAGACGGGCAGAAAUUUCCUGAUCCAAAU
Molecule: messenger RNA, 1074 nt
Organism: Lymnaea stagnalis (great pond snail)
Lineage: Eukaryota; Metazoa; Mollusca; Gastropoda; Lymnaeidae
Source: the annotation of a GenBank genome assembly